This is a messenger RNA of Pseudocercospora fijiensis CIRAD86, 1362 nucleotides long. Its product is annotated as glycoside hydrolase family 7 protein. Gene Ontology annotation, biological process: carbohydrate metabolic process. The record is from RefSeq and is a predicted model, not a curated record. The coding region runs from base 1 to 1362 and encodes 453 amino acids. Gene Ontology annotation, molecular function: hydrolase activity, hydrolyzing O-glycosyl compounds. The transcript has 2 exons. NCBI's taxonomy places the organism in Eukaryota, Fungi, Ascomycota, Dothideomycetes, Mycosphaerellales, Mycosphaerellaceae.
AUGUCUUCAGCCGCAGUCCUUUCGCUUCUCUUCGCCGCAGGAGUCAGCGCUCAGCAAGCGGGGACAAACACGGCAGAAACGCAUCCUGCCCUGCCCAUCUCCGAAUGUACAGCCUCGGGUUGUUCCACUUUGGACACCUCCAUCACCCUCGACGCAAACUGGCGCUGGACACACACCGUCGACGGAUCGACGAACUGCUACACAGGCAAUGAGUGGGACACCUCAAUCUGCACAUCUCCCAGCGUCUGUGCGCAGUCCUGCGCCGUGGACGGCGCGGACUACUCCUCGACCUACGGCAUCACGACACCUGAGGAUGGGUCGCUAUCUUUGACCUUCGUUACUGGCGCCAAUGUCGGAUCCAGGAACUACUUGCUUGACGCCAGUGGAGAAGCAUACAAAAUUUUUAAUCUGAAGAACAAAGAGUUCACGUUCGAUGUCGAUGUCUCGAAGCUCCCAUGCGGGCUGAAUGGCGCUUUGUAUUUCGUUGAAAUGGCUGCUGACGGAGGGAUGUCGGCGUAUGAGAACAACAAGGCCGGCGCCAAGUACGGUACUGGGUACUGUGAUGCGCAAUGUCCUCAAGACGUGAAAUUUAUCAACGGAGAGGCCAAUAUCGUGGACUGGACACCAUCGACUGGCGAUCCGAGCUCCGGGACAGGUUUGAUAGGUGCUUGCUGCGCCGAGAUGGACAUUUGGGAAGCGAACUCGAUCUCUGCUGCUUUCACGCCUCAUCCUUGCAACGGUACUGGUCUCACGGCCUGCAAUUCCACCGAGACAUGCGGUGCUGGUGAUUUGAGGUAUGAUGGUAUUUGUGACAAGGAUGGCUGCGACUUCAACUCCUACCGAAUGGGUAAUGAGAGCUUCUACGGCGAGGGCAGUAUCGUCGACACUAGCUCGACUUUCACAGUCGUGACCCAGUUCAUUACCGAUGAUGGUACUGAUACCGGCACCUUAUCCGAGAUCAGGCGUAUCUACGUUCAAGGUGGAACAGUAAUCCAGAAUUCUGUCAGCGAUGUCUCCGGCGUCGAUACAACCAACAGCAUCACAGAAGGUUUCUGCGAGCAACAGAAGACCGCAUUCGGUGACACGAACAGCUUCGAUGCCCGUGGUGGGCUCGCGGCGAUGGGCGAUGCGUUCGAAAGAGGAAUGGUGCUCGUUCUCUCCAUUUGGGAUGACUAUGCCGCAUCAAUGCUGUGGCUGGACUCCACUUAUCCGACAGAUGGAACAGGACCGGGAGUCAAGAGGGGAACAUGCGACGCAGCAAGUGGCGCUCCGGAAACUGUGGAGGCUGAUCACCCAGAUGCGUCGGUGACGUUCUCGAAUAUCAAAUAUGGCGCUUUGAAUUCGACUUUCAGCUCGGCAUGA